Molecule: messenger RNA, 1468 nt
Organism: Porites evermanni
Lineage: Eukaryota; Metazoa; Cnidaria; Anthozoa; Scleractinia; Poritidae
Source: the annotation of a GenBank genome assembly
AUGUUUAUUUCUCAACGAAUAGUUGCGAAGUGUUUUGCGCUCUUGUGCGUCUGUGUAAUAACUUUAAUGACCCUCUUCAGUUCAAAGCUGUUAUCUUUGUUUAAGUGUCGGAAUGAAGAACGCCAGGAUUUCGCGACUGCGGCGUCGACGACAAAAGUUUACGAGGAGCCGAGAAGAGACCACGUGGAUCGUUAUACGCCGUUUAUUUUUGUAGGUGGUUUUCCCAGGAGUGGAACAACGUUGAUGCGGGCCAUGUUGGACGCACAUCCGGAUAUCAGAUGCGGACAAGAAACAAGGGUCAUUCCAAAAAUUCUGCUUAAUAUUCCCAGAAUGUUUAAUGUGUUCAGCGAAGCUGAAACUACUCGUCGAGAAGAAGCUGGCGUCACCCAAGACCUCUUAGAUUCUGCAGUUGCGGCUCUCAUAGCAGAGAUUAUAGCAAAGCACGGCGAUCCAGCUCCAAGAUUAUGCAAUAAAGACCCUCUAACCUUCAGGAAUCUUAGUUAUUUAGCCAGACUGUUUCCUAACGCAAAGUUCAUUUUCAUGAUUCGAGACGGUCGUGCAGUGCUCAACUCUAUCAUAGAGAGAAAAAUUGGAAUUAGAGGGUUGUACAGGCCUCGCAGUAUUGAAAAUUACGACCUUGAAGUUUUGCUAAGAUCUUGGAAUGUGGCUGUGAGAAAUAUGAAUGCACAAUGCGAAGUGCUGGGGAAAGACAGAUGUCUGAGAAUUCCUUAUGAACAUCUGGUAUUGUUUCCAUCGCGGAGUAUGAAAAUUGUCUUAGAAUUUUUAGAUGUUAUUUGGAACGAUGUGGUUUUGCACCAUCAAACUGAGAUCGGAAAACCUGGCGGAGUUAUCCUUUCACGGUAAGCUUCAGUUGUAAUUAUAAUUCAAUUCUUCCCCUUCCCCAGAAAAGUAAUUAAAAUAAUAAUAAUAAUAAUAAUAAUAAUAAUAAUAAUAAUAAUAAUAAUAAUAAUAAUAAUAAUGAGGGAGAACGUUUAUGUGUUGGCAUUAUGAUAUUUGCAAAUCUCUUCCAUGUCUGCGUGGAUGAAACUUUUAAAUGAUGUACAAUAAUGAUGACGAUGAUUAGGAUGAUUUAAAUCAAUGAUGAUGUUGAUGAUGAUGAUGAUGAUGAUGAUGAAACAUUGAUAAACGGCUCCCAUUCAAAGAUGGAUAGGAUGGCAGAUCUAGACGGAUGCCUAUUCACUGCUUCAAAAAGUAGACACGUUCUUGUCUUUACACUACUUUAAUGCUGAGAUCAAUGUAUUUCUUUUCUUGCUUCAGCCUUGAGAAGUCAACAGAUCAAGUAAAAGAAGCCAUAAAUGUUAAUGCUCUUUACAAGUGGUGCCACAAGUUACCGCCUGCUUUGCUGGAGCAUACGGACAGAAUUGCCCCUAUCAUGAAACAGCUGGGCUAUGAUACUUGGGAAAAAAGGCCUGAUUAUAGCAAAAUGAUGUCUAUUGUAACGAAAUAA